Molecule: messenger RNA, 804 nt
Organism: Eufriesea mexicana
Lineage: Eukaryota; Metazoa; Arthropoda; Insecta; Hymenoptera; Apidae
Gene: kri
Product: uracil phosphoribosyltransferase krishah
Exons: 7
Coding region: 12-704 (230 amino acids)
Source: RefSeq, a predicted model, not a curated record
UAAAAUCAAACAUGGAUACUACGGAGGUAACAACAGUUUCAAAGAAAUUAAGCGAGUGCAGUGAUAUUAAUGAUGUUUAUGGACCGAAUGUAAAGAUUCUUCCAUGUAAUAAUCAAGUGAAGGAAUUGCAAACUAUAUUGCGAGAUAAAAAUACCACGAGGAGUGAUUUCAAAUUCUAUGCUGACCGUUUGAUAAGAUUAGUGAUAGAAGAAAGUUUAAAUCAAUUACCUUUUUUUAAAUGUGUGGUAACUACACCAACUGGUGCCAAAUACAAUGGUUUAAGGUAUCAAAAAGGAAAUUGUGGGGUAUCUAUAGUAAGAAGUGGAGAAGCCAUGGAACAGGGUUUAAGAGACUGUUGUUGUAGUAUAAGGAUUGGGAAAAUAUUAGUUGAAAGUAACAUAGACACACAUGAAGCCAAGGUAGUUUAUGCAAAGUUUCCAGAUGAUAUAUCUGAAAGGAAAGUUUUAUUAAUGUAUCCAAUAAUGAGUACUGGAAAUACUGUCAUAAAAGCAAUUGCAGUCCUGAAGGAACACAAUGUACUUGAAGAAAAUAUCAUUUUAUCAAAUUUAUUUUGUACACCAAUUGCAGCUAAAACUCUAGUUACUGCCUUUCCUCAGAUGAAGAUUUUGACAUCGGAAAUUCAUAGCAUUGCCCCAAAUCAUUUUGGACAAAAAUACUUUGGCUGUUCUCGUUUCAUCGCAUGAAAGACUACAAAUAUACAAGGGAAAUAUAUUUGAAGAAUUUGUUUCAUAAACAUUGUGUAAAUGUUUAAUUUUAUUUCUUAACAAAUUUUAUUUAAUAAUA